Budorcas taxicolor (takin) is the source of this 935-nucleotide messenger RNA. RefSeq names its product eva-1 homolog B (gene EVA1B). The record is from RefSeq and is a predicted model, not a curated record. Bases 157 to 663 code for a protein of 168 amino acids. Lineage: Eukaryota; Metazoa; Chordata; Mammalia; Artiodactyla; Bovidae. The transcript has 2 exons.
GCUGGGGCUGCCCUUCCAGGGAGCGGAGCUGCCCCGAGGAGGAAGCGGGGACAGGGUCGGCUCUAGAGAGGGCGCAGGAUCUGACCUUGCUGACCUCGCAGGAUCUGACCUUGCUGACCUCGCAGGCUGACAGGGGAGCUGCGCCCCCAGAGAAGCAUGGAUGCCCCUCGAAGGGACAUGGAGUUACUCAGCAACAGCCUGGCGGCCUACGCGCACAUCCGCGCUAACCCUGAGAGCUUUGGCCUCUACUUCGUGCUGGGCGUCUGCUUUGGGCUGCUCCUCACCCUGUGCCUGCUAGUCAUCAGCAUCUCCUGUGCACCCCGCCCGCGGCCCCGUGGCCCCGCCCCGCGCCGGGACCCCCGCAGCAGCACCCUGGAGGCCGAGGAGGACGAGGAGGACGACGACGACGAGGAGGACACGGUGACGCGGCUGGGCCCCGACGACACGCUGCCGGGCCCCGAGCUGUCCGCGGAGCCCGACGGGCCCCUGAGCGUCAACGUCUUCACUUCCGCGGAGGAGCUGGAGCGGGCACAGCGGCUGGAGGAACGGGAACGGAUUCUGCGAGAGAUCUGGCGCACCGGACAGCCUGACCUGCUGGGCACCGGCACGCUGGGGCCCAGCCCCACGGGCACGGGCACCCUGGGCCGCAUGCACUAUUACUGACCUGCCCACUUGCGCUGCAAGGUGCUCAGCGUCCAGGACAUGCGUAGGGGCUCAGAGCUGCCCCAGGACCUUUGGACUGCCCCCUGCCCACGGUGCUAUGGAGGCCCCGCCCCCACGGCUCCCCUGGUGCUAUCGGGCCUGGAUUCUGGCCCUCUGGGAGACACCCUUCCCUAGUCCAGCCAGAAGGCCCUGGGGGUAGGGUAGGACGCAGGGUCCCCAUCCCCUCUCUGGGGGACGGUUAAGAGGUGACGUGACCAAUGAAAGCUGCAUUC